Molecule: messenger RNA, 6268 nt
Organism: Rattus norvegicus (Norway rat)
Lineage: Eukaryota; Metazoa; Chordata; Mammalia; Rodentia; Muridae
Gene: Lmln
Product: leishmanolysin like peptidase
Exons: 17
Coding region: 53-2098 (681 amino acids)
Biological process (GO): proteolysis; cell adhesion
Cellular component (GO): lipid droplet; membrane; cytoplasm
Molecular function (GO): metalloendopeptidase activity
Source: RefSeq, marked validated
CGGGCGGCAGCGGGGAGGCGUCGCACUCCAUGGUAACGACGCCGGCCCGAAGAUGGCGGCCGCUGGGUCUGGAGUAGCGGGCGGCCCGGGACCAGGGCCGCGAGGCCGCUGGGGCGGCUGCCUGUGGGUGCGAGGCGUCCUGCUCGUGCUGGGCGGGCUCCCGGCCGGCGCCGCGGCUGCUCCAGUCUCCCUGGGCACUUCGCCUCCGUGUCGGCAUCACGUCCUUUCGGACACUGAGGUCAUAAAUAAGGUCCAUCUUAAGACAAGUCAUGUCACAAAGAGAGAUGCGGAUGGGCAUUUACGAAUCAAGACUAUCUAUGAUCAGAGCAUUGAAGAGUUGCUCCCCGAGAAAAGAUAUCUUGUAAAGAACAAACUUUUCCCACAAGCUAUUUCUUAUUUAGAGAAAACAUUUCAGGUUCGAAGACCUGCUGGCAGGAUCUUACUUAGCAGACAAUGUGCGACAAACCAGUACCUACGGAAGGAAAACGAUCCGCACCGAUACUGCACUGGGGAGUGCGCCGUGCACACCAAGUGUGGGCCUGUUAUUGUGCCCGAGGAGCACCUCCAGCAAUGCAGGGUCUGCCGAGAGGGAAAGUGGCCAUGUGGAGCGGUGGGUGUGCUAGACCCUGAGGGCGUGCAGGAUGCGGACUUUGUUCUUUACGUAGGUGCUCUAGCCACUGAGAGAUGCAGCCAUGAGAACAUCAUCUCUUACGCGGCCUAUUGUCAACAGGAGGCGAAAAUGGACAGGCCCAUAGCAGGAUAUGCUAACCUGUGUCCAAAUAUGAUCUCCACCCAGCCACAAGAGUUUAUCGGGAUGCUGUCCACAGUGAAGCACGAGAUCAUUCAUGCCCUGGGCUUCUCGGCUGGGCUCUUUGCAUUCUACCAUGAUCAAGAUGGGAACCCCCUGACUUCAAGGUCUGCAGACGGCCUCCCACCCUUCAACUACAGUCUUGGGUUGUAUCAGUGGAGCGAUAAAGUGGUUCGGAAGGUGGAGAGAUUGUGGAAUGUUCGAGAUAAUAAGAUAGUUCGCCACACUGUGUAUCUCCUAGUAACACCGCGUGUUGUCGAGGAAGCUCGGAAGCAUUUUAACUGCCCAGUCCUAGAGGGAAUGGAGCUUGAAAACCAAGGUGGCAUGGGCACAGAGCUCAACCACUGGGAGAAGCGCUUGCUAGAGAAUGAAGCAAUGACUGGUUCUCACACCCAGAACAGAGUCCUGUCUCGAAUCACCCUGGCAUUAAUGGAGGACACUGGCUGGUACAAAGCAAAUUACAGCAUGGCUGAGAAACUCGACUGGGGCCGAGGAAUGGGCUGUGAAUUUGUCAGGAAGAGCUGUAAAUUCUGGAUCGAUCAGCACAGGCAAAAGAGGCAGGUGCCGAGCCCGUACUGUGACACGCUCAGGAGUAACCCGCUGCAGCUGACUUGCCGACAGGACCAGAGAGCCGUCGCUGUGUGUAACCUGCAGAGAUUUCCCAACCCCUUACCACCAGAGUACCAGUACUUUGAUGAGCUCAGUGGGAUAUCUGCCGAGGAUCUGCCUUACUAUGGUGGGUCAGUCGAAAUCGCUGACUAUUGCCCUUUCAGUCAGGAAUUCAGCUGGCAUUUAAGUGGCGAGUACCAGCGCAGCUCCGACUGUAGAAUACUGGAAAACCAACCAGAGCUGUUUAAGAACUACGGUGCAGAGCAGUACGGGCCGCAUUCAGUCUGUCUGCUUCAGAAGUCAGCGUUUGUCAUGGAGCAAUGUGAGAGGAAGCUCAGCUACCCAGACUGGGGGAGCGGGUGCUACCAGGUUUCUUGUUCUCCUCAAGGUCUAAAGGUUUGGGUUCAAGACACCUCAUAUCUGUGUAGCCGGGCAGGGCAGGUCCUCCCGGUUCGAAUUCAGAUGAAUGGCUGGAUUCACAAUGGAAACCUACUGUGCCCCUCCUGCUGGGACUUCUGUGAGCAGUGUCCACCAGAAACAGACCCUCCAGCUGCCAACCUGACCCGAGCCCUUCCUCUGGAUCUCUGCUCCUGUUCUUCUAGCCUGGUUGUCACGCUUUGGCUCCUCCUCGGCAAUCUGUUCCCUCUGCUGGCCGGAUUCCUUCUGUGUGUUUGGCACUAGGAGUGGAAAAGAGAAUUCUCCAGACAACAGUUUGGUCGUGUUCCCACGAACAGAGCACAGGACCUGGGUGAGCGCAAGCCAGGCAGAAAAUGCUGACGGCAGACAUGGCAUUCCGGAUUCUGGCUUGGAAGUGCUGUCCACAGUAGGACUGUGAAGAGUGGGUCACCGAGUGUGACUGCUCCAUGACAGUCACUGCUGACCAGCCACACAGCCACCUCGGAGUGUGGAGAGGAACUGCGCCAAGGUUCCUUAGGUCAUGGAUAUGCAACCUCGUGGCAGUUCUGCAGUUCUCGUUUAAGCCGGGUGGACGGUGGGGUCUGCCACGAUCACUUACCUCAGCAUGUGCAUUCAUCGAGCAUCCAUGAGCACCAAGGUCCCUCAGACAGCAGCUGAUGAGCUUGAGUCCAGAGUUUGAGUUGAGGAUCCUAUCAUCCAAAGUACAAAACUGGUCAUCAGGAUUUCAGAUCUCCCGCCACCAUCGCACAUGUUUUAAAUGAACAUCGGAUACGACAGACACCCUCAAGUCAUCACUCCUUGUCUGCUCGUGUUUGCCUUUCCUGCCAGCUGUGUGGCAGUUGGCUGAGCUGUGGUCAGUGGUGUUAGCGCUCUGCACUCAGCCGUCUCCACCUGAGCUUAGUGUCCACUCAUUUUCCUCAUUUAUUUCAUAGCAGCUUGGAAAACCAUGGGAGAGGGUGGAGUACAGUGUGCGGUCAGAGGGCUGAAAUCAUGCAAACAGAAGGCGGCAGGGUUAUACUUCAGAUAAUAUUUACAAAAUACAGUAAUUCAUCAAAACUCAACUGACCCCUUCUGGCCUGUGUAAAUGUUAAAGGUUUAGACCUGGACAGGCUUGCAGUUACUUCCAGAAGUACUGCUAAAUCACAAAGUUAUUUCAUAGACAAGAAGAAAAACUCGUUAAGACAAAGCCGUCUGAAUUGCUUCCUAGCUGCAGAGUACAGGUUUGGGGUCCAGCCUGCCCACCGGCCCAUCUGGACGCUGUUACAGCACUUGUAUAUUACCUCUGUUAACCUGUCACUUUCCUCCUGCGCUUGACCCUCCUGUACCACGUGGAUUCUGUGAAGCAGUUCUCCUGACCAACCAUCUGGGAACUUAACUUUGAAACUCUUUUUUUUUUUUUUUUAAAAAAAAAGAUGUUUAUUCAUUUUAUGUAUGUGAGUACACUGCAGCUGUCUUCAGACACACCAGAAGAGGGCAUCAGAUCCCACCUCAGAUGGUUGAGAGCCACCAUGUGGUUACUGGGAAUUGAACUCAGGACCUCUGGAAGAGCGGUCAGUGCUCUCAACCACUGAGCCGUCUCUCCAGGCCCACUUUGAAACUCUUUAACGAAAAGCGAUACCCUGUUUUUCUCCCUAAAGAUAAUCAAUUACUGUAGUGUUAUAAACAGACUUUGGGACCAGCAAGAUGGCUCAGUGGGUAAAGGUACUUGCCACCAAGCCUGAAGUCCUGAGUUUGAUUACUGGAGACCACUUGGGAAAAGAAAGGAACUGACUCCUGAAAGUUGUCCUCUAACCAACACAUGUGCAUGCACACAUGCACACACACACACACACACACACACACACACACGUAAAUGUAAAACAGUUUUAAAAUGAAACAUGACAUUUAGACACACUGGUCUUCCCUCUGUUCCACUUACCAUAUAGUUAUUUCGUGUUCUAGUUAAGACAUUUACUAGUGGAACCUGGUGGCCCAUGAUCCCAACACUUGGGAAGUAGAGGCAGAAGGAUUAUGAGUUCAAGGUCAUCCUCAGCUGCAUAGUAAAAUUCAAUUAUUGGCUACAUGAAAUACUGUCUUGGGAGUAGAUGGGAGAAUGGCUGUGUCGGGGACCAAGCACUGUGGAGUGAACAGCAAUGCUAACCAGCUGUGGUACCGCAGCAGCCUCAGAGUAAAGGAAAAUUCCCCUUCUUUUAAGAGUGGAACUUUGAAAUAUGUUCUUGCAUGCAGUGUAAGUUGGAGGGAUUCAUCACUGUGCAAAGCCGAGACUCCUAAACCCAGCCAACUGCAGCUAAAAUGGUCGUCAUCCUCAGACCAGUACACCGUGUUUGCCAGCGUUCUGCAUUCUCUAAGCUGUACAAAGUCAGAGAAAAGCGAGUAUGUUUCUAAAGAAAUAUGCAAUAUGCCAGCCACGGUGGCACAGGCCUUUAGUCCUAGCACUUGGGGUAGUGGAUACCUGAGUCUAUGACCAGCCUGGUCUACAAAAGUUCCAGACCAGCCAAUGUCACAUAGUGAGAGGAACCUGUCUAAAAAGAAAAAAGGAAAUACAUAUUAAACCUUGAUACCUAUGGUGAUUAUGAUUGAACCUACAAAAUGUAUAAAGAAUUUCACCAAAAAUAACAGUGGAGUGUCCUGAGAGUCCCUGGUAGGUUUGACGACAUUUCUACUGUCAUGAGGCAAUGCCAUCUAGGUAGUAUUGUUUCCAAGCGGUGCUUUUUCUACUUGAAAUAUAUUUUUGCUUUAUAUUUUAAUUAAUAUUAUAUUUGCACUAAUGACUUUCUGGAGAAAAUGUUACAGAUGACAUUUUUUGUAUAUACAUAUAUAUAUAUUUAUUUAUUAAGCUUGGAAUGUGGUGUCCCAGUAUUUUCUCUGCACAAGCGUGAAACUUCAUGCAGCCAGUGUCACAAAGCACUGGACUCCUGAGUGUUUCUAGCUGGGUUGUUUUGUCUCUUCCUCUUCAGUGAGCCCAGAGCAAGGUCACUGUCGCUUAUCAUUGAUCCUACAUGGUGUCCUUAGCAAGGCUUAGAUGGUCACCCAGCCAGGAGACAGUGUAAGAGGCUCAUUGUCAUCCCUUAGAAUAUAGCAACUAAGAAGUCGCUUCUGCAGUCGAGAUUUCAGUACAGGAUCAGCUGUAGAAUUCAGCUGUGAAGGGAAGAAUUUGAAUCAGCCUUCAUGCUAGUGAAUCCUUUCGCAUCGCAAGGACAAAACCAGUCACCCAUGGAAGGAACCGAGCAGGGUGCUCCAUGGUAGAAGUGAGCUGGGGCAGGAAAGAGAGGGGGACAGCUGAUCAGUAGACUGCAGACCCUUUCUGAAUCAGAAAUGUCAAUGUUUCUAAAGACUGACUACCUCGGUGCUCAGUUCAGACAUGUCCUUGUGAGUGUUUUAAGGUCCCAGGUGUCAAACAUAUCCAGUGAAUUGUCUCAGGUUUUUGCAGAAUUUACAGGAAGGAAGCCAAGCCAUGUGAGGAGCCUUGAGCAGGAUCAGGAAAGGAGCGGGACAGCCUUUGACAGUCUCUGUGUCGACUCCUUCGAUUUCUCCUGCAGAACAUCCUUCCAGUAAUACUUACAUUUUUCCUAUAGGAUUCUUAUAUUUUUAAGACCAAAUGGGGAUUCUAAAAAUGUUAUAAAUUAUACUUAGCAUUAGUUUUUAACCUAAGUUGGCUUAGAGUUUAUUGAAAUUUAGAUUUAAUUGUAUGGGUUGUAAAUAGUUUUAGGAAGAUACCUAAGUAAGUGUGUCAGAGUAUUUCUUGAAAUGUUAUCACCAGUCUCUUCAAUAUUAGAUUCACAGAGUCAGCUGGGCAUGGUGGUCAUGCUUAUAAUCCCAGCACUUAGGAGGUAGAGGCAGUAGGAUUAUGAUUUAAGACCAGCCUGGGCCUCAGAGGGAGACACUGUCUCAAUCCUACCCUUACCCUCCCUCCCCCCAAAAAAAUUAGCAUUCACAGCCAUGUAUACAGCAGGCUAGAUGGUUGGUCUGAAAUUUCACACUGUAAAGCCCUGAGACUAACACUUGACAAGGCCUAAGUCAUGGCUGGCCCUGCUCAGCCUCCUGGAGUCUCCAGCCUGCACAUUGUUCCAUGCCUGGCCUCGAUGACCAGAGGAGAGCCAGUCUCUGAAGACAGCUGAACUGUCCCAGCAUGAGGUGGACAUCACUCACAGUCUCACAGCUGGCUUCAUGGUGAGCACUGGUUCCCCUGACAUGACCUUUGCCCCUAGCCCAGGAGGCCUGAUGUGCUGUGCUCAAGCGAAGCUGCUCACUGUGGAGCCAGGGUCAAGCUGGAAAGGCUUUUCCCUUUUAAAUUAGGUUGGGACCGGGGAGGGAAUGCUUUUAUGUUUACAUUUUUAAUAAGAUAGAUUAAAAAUUGUUCUUUAUUUAUGGUGGUGAACUUGAAGUGUAAUGUAUUCCUUAGAAGAACAUGACUUUAAUAAAAAUGGAAACUAA